AUGUCUGCAUCUGACUCCAGUGCAGCGCUUCUCAGCGGCAAGGGUUCGGCUGAUUCCUACACUAGUAGACCCUCGGAUUCCGACCUGUCCCUGGAGGAGGAUAAGGAGGCGUCUCGGCGGGAAGCCGAGCGCCAGGCCCUGCUGCAGCUCGAGAGAGCCAAGACCAAACCUGUGGCUUUUGCAGUGAGAACCAAUGUCAGCUACUGUGGGGCCUUAGAUGAGGACUGUCCUGUGCAGGGUGCUGCCAUCAACUUUGAAACCAAAGACUUUCUACACAUAAAGGAGAAGUUCAACAAUGACUGGUGGAUCGGGAGGCUGGUGAAGGAGGGGGCUGAUAUCAGCUUUAUCCCCAGCCCUGUGAAACUGGAGGCCAUGCGCCUCAAACAGGAGCUGAAAGCUGCACAGAGAAAACCAGGAGGGAGGCCUACACCUCCAUCUUCAGCUAAACAGAAGCAAAAGCAGACGGAGCAUGUUCCACCCUAUGAUGUCGUACCCUCCAUGAGGCCUGUGGUGCUGGUUGGGCCUUCGCUGAAAGGCUAUGAGGUGACAGAUAUGAUGCAGAAAGCACUGUUUGACUUCCUCAAGCACAGGUUUGAUGGAAGGAUCUCUAUCACACGAGUGACUGCGGAUCUGUCUCUAGCCAAGAGGUCUGUGCUAAACAAGAAGGCCAUCAUGGAGAGGUCCAACACACGCUCCAGCUUAGCGGAGGUCCAGAGUGAGAUAGAGAGGAUAUUUGAGUUGGCGAAGUCUCUGCAGUUGGUGGUCUUAGACGCAGACACCAUUAACCAUCCAGCACAACUGACCAAGACAUCGCUCGCCCCCAUCAUCGUCUAUGUAAAAGUGUCUUCUCCAAAGGUCCUCCAAAGACUCAUCAAGUCCAGGGGAAAGUCUCAAAGCAAACAUCUAAAUGUGCAGAUGAUGGCAGGAGAUAAACUUGCUCAGUGCCCACCAGAAAUGUUUGAUGUGAUCCUGGAUGAGAAUCAGCUGGAGGAUGCAUGUGAACAUCUGGCCGAGUAUCUGGACAUCUACUGGCGUGCCACUCACCUGCCAGGUUCAGCCCCCGUGAACCCCCUACUGGAGCAAAACGUGGUAACCCCACCCUCAGCUAACUCAAGCCAACAGUUCUCUGAGACUCAAGAACUGAUUGAAUGAGUGCUGCAACAGGCCUGGCUUGUACUAAGGUUGGUCAGAGUGGCGCGGAUCGUUCCGAAGCCUCCCUCAGUCCAUCUCUCAGAGGCCAGCCACUCUCUGCCCCUGAGCGGGAGGAGCUCAGAGCAGCUGCCCCCUGAGGAGGAAGAGGAGGAGGAGAAAGAGAUGAGGGUAAAUGAGGAAGAGGACCAACCCCACCAUCCUGAGCACACAGGAGGUGCAGCUCAAAGCCCACCCAGCACAGCCACGUGUGCCAGCCGCCACGUCUCAGGACCGCUCCGCUGCAGCACAAUGCAUACAAAAACACACACAACCAACACUGUAUGUGGCAGCACACACUCACAGACGUGCACUCCAUGUCCAAAAGUGUCCAUACCCUCCUAGUUAAUGAAUUGGGGCAUUUAAAACACAAUCAUUACUGAUACAAGUGAUCAGUUGUGCACACACAGCUUAGAAAGGCACUGCUAAUAGGAACACACUGGAGCAAUCACAGAUAAGUUUGGCUUUAUACAGUGAAACUUUUAUGCAGUCUGAGCUCUAUGUAAAACUAGGGGCAUAAAAAAGAGGAGAAAAUGAAUCUGGUUACAUAGGUCAUGGUUACAACAGGUUGAAGAGGAAUAAUUGGUGGCACAAGCAUCCGUUUAGACAGCUGUUGCUGAUAGUUCGCUAGUUAAGGCAGCUCUUUAUGGAAACAUUAGCUUUGUGCUACCAACCACAUACCAACCUUGCAAAAAGUUGAUCAGGAGGAUCCUCUUUUUUAACCGUCCGAUAAACCAUCUUCUGUUCUAGUGUCUUGUGCAAUUGAUCCGAUGAAAUCAGUCGUUUGAAAUUACACUGUUUGAUAUGAUCACAUGGUGCGUUAUUUACGAUUUGAUUUGCUGUUUCAUGAAACUUUCAUGACGCUUUGCAGGACACUUUACAUUAUGCAACUCAAGCACAAAUUAGUUUCAUGUAGGUUGCAUGAUAGUUUCACCAUAUAAAGCCAGUAAUGUAUGUUUGGCCUUGGAUUGUAGAGCAGUGGAAUCACAUUUUUUGGCGUGAUGAAGACCAUAAACAUCUUGAGUUGGAGUGCCGUUUGUGAUCCAGAACAGUUUCCUCAGGAAAAGGCAGACAAACUCCCUAUUAGUUUAGCAAAGAAAUAAUCAAAUUUGCCCAGUUUUCCCAUUAUUCCAAGUGUAGUCACUAAGUCAGACCAUCCUGGUGUCCAGAGUUUGCCAUCAUAGAACUGGAGCUACAAGGCUAAUUUUCCCACACAGGGAAAAAUGAUAUCUUGGCAACUGAGAUCACCUUUAAUCUGGACAAUAUAUCAGUGACACUAUAUUUUGAGUCGUCCUUUUAGAUGAAACAAACACUUAACAGACUCAGUAACAUGUCAAAAAAACAUAUGAGUGUUAAGAUUAGGUUUUUG
Molecule: messenger RNA, 2557 nt
Organism: Colossoma macropomum (tambaqui)
Lineage: Eukaryota; Metazoa; Chordata; Actinopteri; Characiformes; Serrasalmidae
Gene: cacnb3b
Product: calcium channel, voltage-dependent, beta 3b
Exons: 14
Coding region: 1-1152 (383 amino acids)
Biological process (GO): chemical synaptic transmission; neuromuscular junction development; calcium ion transmembrane transport
Cellular component (GO): voltage-gated calcium channel complex
Molecular function (GO): protein binding; high voltage-gated calcium channel activity
Source: RefSeq, a predicted model, not a curated record